GGAGGGGGUGUGUCUGUGUCCCAUACGGGUAUCUGCCUCGGAGAGACCGAGCAGAGGCGGGAAAUGGCGCCUGCUAACACAACGGUGUGUCAUUUUAGAGACGGCCCUUGAGCAGAGAGGGAAAAGUCGGGAUUGGAUCAAGAAAACAACCGCUGCCUGAGUUAUGAUGGUUGGUCGGUGUUGAGCCUUUACCGUUCCAGACACCGCGGAUCACUGUAAACCUUACAUGUGACUGCUCAAACAAUGAGGCUGAGAAUGCGAAAAGCGUCUCAGCAACCGAACCCCAACGUGGCAAACCGCCCAUCCAGGACCAAGCGGAGGCAUUCAGAAGUAGAAGAAGACACUCCAACCAGUGGUGGGAGGGGCAUAUUUUCAACCAUCAAAAAGUUUAUCAGAGGAAAUGCUGUAAAGGUUGAAAGCCCAGCUAAGAAAGCACGGCUCCAUUGUGAUGUGGACAACAACCUGAUCACCUCUACGCCUACAGACACAAACAAUCCUCGCAAAACUAUCAGCAGGGUUGGCAGAAGAGGUUCUAUCAAUGGAGAAGCAACCAAUCAUAAUAGGAACAAGGAAAAGCCCAAUGGCAGUCUGGAGGAGACAAAGGCAGCUGAGUUGACAACCAGUCCUCAAAGAACCACCCUUUUAGGGACCAUCUUUUCCCCGGUCUUUAACUUCUUCUCACCAGCCAAAAAUGCUCCGUCUGGCUCCGACUCUCCAGACCAGGCACUGGAGGCUGAGGAGAUUGUCAAGCAACUGGACAUAGAGCAUGGAGAGGAGACACCCACCAGCACAGCCACAUCCACGCAGGAGCUUUAUGCUACCACUAACUAUUACUCCAGUGUUACACAGCUGCCACCUCUACAACAUCCACACAUCCCUGAAGCAUCUCCCACAGCAGAGGAGGUUGAGGUUGAUGCAGUUUCAGACCUUCCACCUCUCACAGCCCCAGGAUCAAGUCCAGAUAUGACAUAUGUAGACUCGCCUCCCCCCACAGUACCACCAGAAGCUUCCUAUGAGGAAGACUGGGAAGUCUUUGACCCGUACUUCUUCAUUAAGCAUGUUCCACCACUGACAGAAGAGCAGCUCACCCGCAAACCAGCUUUGCCACUGAAGACACGCAGCACACCGGAAUUCUCUUUAGUUCUAGACCUGGAUGAAACAUUGGUCCACUGCAGUUUAAAUGAACUAGAGGAUGCAGCACUUACCUUCCCUGUUUUAUUUCAGGAUGUCAUUUACCAGGUCUAUGUGCGCCUGAGGCCGUUUUUUAGGGAGUUUCUGGAACGAAUGUCUCAAAUCUAUGAGAUCAUCCUUUUUACAGCCUCCAAAAAGGUGUAUGCAGACAAACUGCUAAACAUCCUGGAUCCUAAAAAGCAGCUAGUGAGACACAGGUUGUUCCGUGAGCAUUGUGUCUGUGUCCAAGGAAAUUACAUCAAGGAUCUCAAUAUCUUAGGGCGAGAUCUGUCCAAGACCAUCAUCAUUGACAAUUCACCACAAGCCUUUGCAUAUCAGUUGUCCAAUGGGAUCCCCAUAGAGAGCUGGUUCAUGGACAAGAAUGACAACGAGCUGCUGAAGCUGGUGCCCUUCCUGGAGAAGCUGGUUGAGAUGAAUGAAGACGUGCGGCCACAUGUCAGAGAACGGUUCCGUCUUCACGAUCUGCUGCCCCCAGAUUGAAUCCACUCAGACUCUCAUUGUGGGACAACAUGGGGGAAAAAAAUUUCAAACAAACGUGUGUAAAAAGUCCCUCUUUGGAUAAUGACUGACAACAUUGCCAGUACUCUUAAAAGAUCAAGCUUUUUUUGAUUUGUUUUAAAGCCAUUACUUUAGAAGACGAAACAAAAUUUAAGGAACUGGGUGACAUUUUUCUAAAAGAAAAAAUUUAAGUGUACAGAUGAUGUGACAUAUGCUUUGAUCAAGCCCAGACAGACUCCUCUCUCCAACCGACUCUUGCAGCUGUGGAGCCAAAAGUCGUCUCCGCGUUAAACUGAAGUCUUGGUGCUGAUUGAGUGGAUGUGGGGGAGGGGGGAACACCAUCUUAAAGAGGAACUCACAAACCCACUGAGUCUCUGAACACAAAUCAAACCCUGGUGCUCACACAGUUAAUGCUGAAGAAAAGCCACACUCUGUGGCCACUAUUUCAAGUGGAAGAGACUGACCCAUCAAUCAAUUUCUGCAUGUGUGUAUGUUUACCCAAAGUCCCCCCCAAAACACACACACACAAACAAACACACACACUUAAGCUGAAUUGAUGUCUGGCAAAUCUUCAACCUGUAGCUUUUUUUAAACAUGCAUUCCUGUGUAGCUGAGUCUAACUUUUUUUUAUUGCUGUUUCUUUUCUGGUCAAACCAUGUUUUGUUUUAAGGAGUUUGUCAGAAAGUUGUCUUUUUAUAAGGUGACAAUAUUUUAAAAGGUUUGUUACUCUUUGUUGUGAUCCAUUCUUCCUAUUUGGAGAACAUGGUUUGGUGUAAAUGAAUUCACUGCAGAGUUGGAGAGAAUGACAUUUUUUGAAUAUUUACUGUUUGAGGCAGAUUUAAAUAAGUGUGUUGACAGUACUGUGGAAACAGUGGGGCUUACUAGUUAUAUGUAAGGAUAAAAAAGACCUUAAAUCAUGUAAACACACUCUAACAACAUAAUGGACUGAGGGCAUUCUUUUUCAGAGAUGAUUUCCAUGCGUUUGGUUUGAUUUUGUGUUGUUUUUUGACGAUAUUUGGCUUCUCUAUAAUUAGUAUUGUCUUUGACUCUUAUCACAUGUUCUGGAUAAAUCACACUUCUGUUUCUUCUCUCUGUAGUCAUUUUCUCCUGGUUAUUGCAGUAGCAUUAAGGCUAAUGUAGCACAUCCCUGCCAGCGUGUCUUGAUCUGCGUGUGGUAUAAAAAUAUAUAUACUGUAUAUCUCUGACCAAGAAGACCCUGCACCAGCCCCACCCUGUGGCACCAGCAACACAAGUGUUUUUACCCUCGGCUUCACUCGCCUGUUUCAUACUUUCGUUUUUAACAGCCCCACCUCCCCCACGCCCUCAGCACAUGUAUUAAGUCUGUGUUAAGACGAUAGACAAAAUCAAAGUGUUUCUGGCCGUCUUUAACCUGCGCACGACCCAAACUGAAAUUUCACUCCCGUUGUUUCAUCCUAAUUUAUUUAGCAGAGCAACAGUGGUUCCAGGUCCCACGGUAGGAGUGGUGUCUUUACCAUGUCCACAGCUGUGAGACACAGGUCAGUCAGUUGAAUCUUAUCAGUCAUUGGUCAAACCUGUGACUGUAAACGAGGUCUGGUCUGCAGCAUGAUUUGGGUUUGCUUGUCCAGUGCCAUAAAGACCUGCCC
Cynoglossus semilaevis (tongue sole) is the source of this 3314-nucleotide messenger RNA. RefSeq names its product CTD (carboxy-terminal domain, RNA polymerase II, polypeptide A) small phosphatase like 2b (gene ctdspl2b). The transcript is spliced from 13 exons. The record is from RefSeq and is a predicted model, not a curated record. Bases 244 to 1671 code for a protein of 475 amino acids. Gene Ontology annotation, molecular function: phosphatase activity. Lineage: Eukaryota; Metazoa; Chordata; Actinopteri; Pleuronectiformes; Cynoglossidae.